CUUAACAACCAAACUGCUGUGUGUUUGAGAUGGAGAAUACUAAUCCUCAAGUGUUCAUCAGUUUCAGGGGAGAAGACGCGCGUGAAAAGUUCUUGCCCCUUCUCAAAGAUCGUUUGAAAAGGAGCAAAGUGAAUGUGUUCACCGACGAAGACGCGUCUGGAGUACCCCUCGAACAUCUAUUGGAAGAGAUUCGAAACUCACGAAUCGCAGUUGUUCUCCUUUCCAAGAACUACGCAGAGUCACAUUGGUGUUUGAACGAGCUGGUUGAGAUCAAGAAAUGCAUAGAGACCAAGAAGCUUGAUUUCGUCAUACCCGUCUUCUAUAAGGUGAAGACUCAUCACGUCAAGAAGCAGAGCGGGAGGUUUGGGGAAAAGUUUCUGGCUUAUCAAGAGGCUUUGCUUGUUGAAGCAGGUGAUGAGAGGAAGAAGAAGAAGCGUGCCAAUUCCAAGAUCAAGAGAUGGAAGAAAGCUCUAACGUUUGUUGCUCGAAUGAUUGGAGUGUCUUAUGACAAGAGGAUGUAAGACUUGGUGCAUGAUCAAGAUGUUGAACUAAUACCACAUCUUUAAUUUUAAACCCCUCUUUGUUUGCAGGUCAGACUCGGAUUUCGCGAAGAAGAUCGUCGAAAAGGUUAACAUAAAUUUAGCCCAAAUUGCUGCAAAGGAAGGGCGUUACAGUAUUCCACAAAAUAUUACGGUGUGUUAAUACUUAACCAUCACAUGAACAUUGGAAACAGUUAGGAAAAGAAUGGACAUGAAUAAAAUUAUAGGAAUGAAGAAGAAUUAUUAUUUCUUAUCAUAUUUAGGGAAGAACAAAUUUGUUUUAUAUUUUUUUACAACAAAAGAAAUGAAGGAAUAAAAAUGAAAAAGAUAUUUCUUAUGAAUGGUAAUUUUUUUAAGAACAUUAAAGAAUGCAUUAUUCGUCUUCGUUCCUUUGGUCACCAUUCAUAGUUUUUUUUCCUAAUGAUGAGUAGAUUUUGUGUUAAAAUAAACGUGGUGACUAAAUCUCUCAUUACAGAUAACACAGGGAAACGUAUCAAACAUGUAUGUGUUCCAUGUCAAUCAGUUAAGCAUCAGCGAGCUACAUGUUUCACAGUCAUUAGAAGCUCUGUCUCUAGCAAGUUCAAAUUUGGAUUCUUUGCCUGGUAAUCAUAGACGCGCCAUCUCAUAUCAGAACCACAUAGAUCAAACUUCUCGUUUGUCUGGUAAGUUCAAAUCAUUACAUGGACCUACAUAUGUCUUCUGGAUAUUGACUAAUGAAUUGACUUAAAAAUUCACAGUUGAAUCGGCCAUGACUGAAAAUCGGGGCGGGGAACAAGGGAGCAAUGACAGUAUUGUCCCGGAAAAUAAUAAUACCAAGGAGCGUACUACUUGCAUUUCGUUUCUGUGUUAUUGGUUAAAGAUUUGUUUGUCUUACAUCCCCAGCAAAAGAUGAUCCAAGGAUUCAAAGAAUUGAACCUUCCGCUGCAAGCAACUGGCCAUCUUUUGUUUGCUUGUGACUUAAGCAAAGCCUUUGUUUCACCUUCUUGAGAUUGUAUUCGCACUGAUUUACGUUGAAGAUCAAUUGAUAAAAGAUAUUUCAUUGUCCAAUUAGUCUAAUACUACCAAACAUGUUAUUUGUUUGUAAUUGAGUGAUAUGAUUGAAAUAAUAGUAUGCACUCCCAUAGUAAUACAAAUCUUAGUGAAGUAUUUAUAAAUAUCCUCAAUGGAUAAGUCUAUCAAAUUUGUAUAGAAUGAAUGUAUAAAUUUUAUGGACUUUAUCCAGAAGAAAUAUCAAACGAUCAACUUUGUACAGAAUGAAUAAAUUAGAUAAUUUCUAUAAUCUAUAAUGUUAAUUGAUAAAUUGUCUAACGCCUUCUAUUAGAGAAAAAUAUCCAUAAUUAUAUUCAUAAAUAAUAUUUAUAUGCAAAAUAAAUGAGAUCUGCAAAUCAGGAUUAGGUUAUGUAGGUGUUAGACUGAUGGGAGAUUAUUGGAAGACUUGGAUUUGCAUUCAUAUUGAUAAAAGGUUCAGAUACAUACACUUGUAUAGAACUAUAUAAUUAUAAUGCAAUCACAACUUUAGAUAUUCAACUACACACAAAUCUAAGUAUCUCCACAAAGGCUUUGUGAAUGGGAU
Brassica napus (rape) is the source of this 2112-nucleotide messenger RNA. RefSeq names its product protein PHLOEM PROTEIN 2-LIKE A8-like. The transcript has a single exon. The coding region runs from base 30 to 521 and encodes 163 amino acids. Lineage: Eukaryota; Viridiplantae; Streptophyta; Magnoliopsida; Brassicales; Brassicaceae. Gene Ontology annotation, biological process: signal transduction. The record is from RefSeq and is a predicted model, not a curated record.